Molecule: messenger RNA, 3319 nt
Organism: Malus domestica (apple)
Lineage: Eukaryota; Viridiplantae; Streptophyta; Magnoliopsida; Rosales; Rosaceae
Product: lon protease homolog 1, mitochondrial-like
Biological process (GO): mitochondrion organization; protein quality control for misfolded or incompletely synthesized proteins; protein catabolic process
Cellular component (GO): mitochondrial matrix
Molecular function (GO): ATP binding; ATP hydrolysis activity; ATP-dependent peptidase activity
Source: RefSeq, a predicted model, not a curated record
CAAAUACAAAGUAGCAGCGAUCAACGGACUCUAAAAUAAACGAGAUAAUCCUAAUUUGUAGGCAAUCCAAACUGCUUCCUAAGAAUAGGAGUUCCACUACUUAUUUGCAGAUAAUUAAACAUCAAUAAUUAAUAAAAUUAUUUCCUAAAAGAUGUUCCGAUCGCUGCACCAAUCAAAUGCUGAAGCUUUUGUCCUCUUCCUCGCCAUGCCUUCAGGGCCGAGUCCACAGCCUCCGCCCCGGUCCGGCCUCCGAGUUGGCGUCGCCGGUUCUCCAAGUUCUCGGCUCGCUCGCCGGAUUGACUCGGCAGAACUGCCCUGCCUCGGCUCGCCGAGCUUUUUUUUGUUCGAACUCCGGCGACGCGUCUGACCAAGUGAGGGAAGUUGAGUUCAAGGCGGCAGGGAACGAGGCCGACUCCAAGUCCUCCUCUGCCAUUGUGUCCACGAAUCCCCGGCCCAAAGAUUAUCUUACGGUUCUAGCUUUGCCAUUGCGGCAUAGACCGCUGUUUCCGGGGUUUAACUUGCCAAUUUAUGUGAAGGAUCCCAAAUUGUUAGCAGCAUUACAAGAAAACCGAAAGCGGCGAGCUCCAUAUGCCGGUGCUUUCCUUCUCAAGCUUGAGCCGGGGACCGAUCCCAGUUUGGUAUCAGGUUCCGAGACAGAUAAAAACAUACAUGAAUUGAAAGGGAAGGAGUUGUUUAGUCGACUACAUGAAGUCGGGACGCUUGCACAGAUUUCAAGCAUCCAAGGAGAUCAAGUAGUCCUUAUUGGCCAUAGCCGGCUUCGAAUUACAGAGAUGGUUGAUGAAGAACCCCUGACUGUAAAAGUUGACCAUCUGAAGGAUAAACGAUAUAACAAAGAUGAUCAUGUCAUAGAUGCAACAUCGUUUGAGCUUACAUCAUGUUUUAUAGAUCAUGUCAUGACUUGUUCAGAUUGGUUAGAUCAUGUUAAGACAUACACUCAGGAUAUACGUGAUCUUAAUAUUCCAAGGUUUGCAGAUUUUGGAGCUGCAAUAUCUGGUGCAAACAAAUUGCAAAGUCAAGAAGUGCUUGAAGAGCUAGAUGUGCAUAAACGUUUAAAGCUCACUUUAGAACUGGUGAAGAAAGACAUAGAAAACAGCAAGAUUCAGGAGUCUAUUGAAGAAGCAAUUGAAGAGAACAACUCGUUGGAUGAGCAUCUUAAAGCCAUCAAAAAAGCAAUCAAAGAGAAUAACUUGUUGAGUGAGCAGCUUAAAGACAUCAAAAGGGAACUGGGUUUAGAGACAGAUGAUAAAACAACACUUACCGAUAAGUUUAGGGAGAUGCUUGAACCAAACAGGGAAAACUGCCCACCUCAUGUUUUGCAAGUUAUAGAGGAAGAACUUACAAAACUGCACCAGUUGGAGGCCGGUUCAAGUGCAUUUAAUUUGGCACGUAAUUACCUAGAUUGGUUGACUUCAAUUCCCUGGGGAAAAUACAGUGAUGAGAACUUUGAUGUUCUUCGGGCACAAAAAAUUCUCGAUGAAGAUCAUUAUGGACUAACUGAUGUAAAGGAAAGGAUUUUAGAAUUUAUUGCCGUUGGAAAACUCAGAGGAACCUCUCAAGGAAAAAUCAUCUGUCUCUCUGGCCCACCUGGAGUGGGCAAAACCAGCAUUGGUCGUUCAAUUGCACGUGCCCUGAACCGCAACUUCUUUCGGUUUUCUGUGGGAGGGUUAUCUGAUGUUGCUGAAAUUAAGGGGCAUCGUCGAACCUACGUUGGUGGUAUGCCAGGAAAGAUGGUACAAUGCCUUAAAAAUGUGGGAACAGCUAACCCUUUAGUUUUGAUAGAUGAGAUUGACAAGUUGGGAAGGGACCAUGUUGGUGAUCCGGCAAGUGCUUUGUUGGAGCUUCUUGAUCCUGAGCAAAAUGCUAAUUUUCUAGACCAUUAUCUUGACGUUCCAAUCGACCUAUCAAAGGUUCUGUUUGUAUGUACAGCCAAUGUUGUAGAGAUGAUACCAAAUCCUCUCUUGGAUAGAAUGGAGGUCAUUUACAUAACUGGAUAUAUCACUGAUGAGAAAAUGCAAAUUGCUAGAGACUAUUUGGAGAAGACCACACGUGACGCAUGUGGCAUUCAACCCGAACAGGUUGAAGUGACAGAUACAGCUCUUCUUGCCCUUAUUGAAAAUUAUUGCCGAGAAGCAGGUGUUAGGAACCUUGAAAAGCACAUAGAAAAGAUCUAUCGCAAGAUAGCUCUCCAACUUGUCAGACAAGCAGCAUCAGAUGAACCAGUCGUUUCUGGUCAGAUCCAAUCUCCCCCAGACGGGCCUGCAGGUGUUGAUGUUCAGAUUGCAGAUACUGAUGAAACCCAAGCAGAAGCUGUUGAUAAGUUGGAUCAUAGCGUGGUUGCUAGUAAGAACCAGAUUGCAGCUGAGAUGGUAGAGGGUAACAGUCAUGAGCAUAGUCCUGAAACCUCUGGAGAAGGAGUCGCGAUUCAGACGGAUCUACCAGAUGAACCUGCAGUUGCAGAUACUGAUGAACCCCUGGAUUCAAAGGAUGCAAAAGAAACUGAGAGAAUUCAGGAGGGUGAAACAACAAAAACAGUUGAGAAAGUUUUGGUUGACUCAUCGAACUUGGACCAUUUUGUUGGCAAACCUGUCUUCCAUGCUGAACGAAUCUAUGAUCAGACUCCGGUUGGAGUUGUUAUGGGUCUUGCUUGGACUGCCAUGGGUGGUUGUACGUUGUAUAUAGAGACCACUCAGAUUGAGGAAGCAGAGGGGAAGGGAUCCCUUCAUGUCACUGGUCAACUUGGAGGUGUUAUGAAAGAAAGUACCCAAAUUGCACAUACUGUUGCCAGAGCUAUAUUGCUCGACAAAGAGCCUGAUAGCACUUUCUUUGCGAAUUCCAAGCUUCAUCUCCAUGUUCCUGCAGGGGCCACGCCGAAGGAUGGUCCUAGUGCUGGUUGCACCAUGAUCACGUCCAUGCUCUCCGUUGCCAUGAAGAAACCUAUCAGGAGGGAUCUGGCAAUGACAGGAGAAGUAACGCUAACUGGGAGGAUCCUCCCAAUUGGCGGGGUUAAGGAGAAAACGAUAGCAGCAAGGAGAAGCGAAGUGAAGACCAUCAUACUCCCUGCAUCAAACAGGAGGGAUUUCGACAAGCUUGCCCCUAAUAUAAAACAAGGUCUUGAUGUUCACUUUGUAGAUCACUACAGUCAGAUAUUCAAUUUGGCUUUCAGUGAUGACCCGAAGUAGGAAAAAAUUAUCCUCUUAACAUAUGGUUACGCGUGUGGCAAUUUACUCUUUUGUAUUUUGGUUUAUUGUUUAAAAAAUUAAAUUUACAUGUGUAAAAGAAAAAAAUGAAAUUAAAAGUA